Messenger RNA from Entelurus aequoreus (snake pipefish), 5147 nucleotides. RefSeq lists its product as uncharacterized. Bases 2923 to 4470 code for a protein of 515 amino acids. NCBI's taxonomy places the organism in Eukaryota, Metazoa, Chordata, Actinopteri, Syngnathiformes, Syngnathidae. The transcript is spliced from 8 exons. The record is from RefSeq and is a predicted model, not a curated record.
UCUUGUUUUUGCCGGUGAACUUGCCAACGGUCGUCACCAUUUGUCUGCGUUUCUGGCUUGAGAGAUAGCAGUAGCCAGUGCAUGAUAAAACUACACUACCUUCGGUCUGCUUUUACCCCGCCGACCCCCAGGCAGAUCCUGGAUGUGAUAGCUGUUUCCUAACUCAUCGAUGUGGUUUAGACGGCACUGCUGAGCUUGCCCGUGAUUUGAAUGUGGCAGUGUAAAGGUUGCAGUUCAAAGACCUCAACUAGAGGCCAGUUGCUUAAACAUUACAGAUUAAAUCAUCCACAUUAUGGGCGCAGGCACCCAUAUCCUUGCCCAUAUAGUAGUUGUCCAUGUACAUCUAAGUCCUGGAAUGCACUCAGGUCACAUUUGUGUAGAGUCCACACUAGAGAAACAUCACAGCAAACAUUGACAUUGACGACAUUCAGCUGUCAUGUUUGUGGGUUCUCUGAAGUUUCCUCUGAAAAGGAGUAUUUCACUCAUAUAAAUUUGCAUCUCAAAGCCAAUGAAACAGUCCCCUGCAUGUUCAAGGGCUGUACAUUUAGGACAAAUAUUUAUGGGACAUUUAAAUCACAUAAAAAUAGAAAGCACCUUGGUUAUUCUUACAGUGACUUUAAACCUGGAAUAGUUGCAGAAAGAGACAGUUUUGAGAGCUCAAGUGUUUCAGGUGAACAUGGAGACAAUGAAGAAUCAGAAGCAGCCCAGCUUGAAGUGCAGUCUAGUUUUCAGAGGGACUGCUCAGAAAAUCUUGAGAAGAUGAUAGAAGAGAAACUUGCAGCAGUGUUGCUUAAGCUGGAAAACAUACUCCAUGUUCCCAGCAAUGCAGUUGAUGAACUUUUACAGGACUUGCACUUCCUAAUAAGUUCCGCAUCCCAGACUACAUUAAAUACCAUUGUUUCAGAUUUUUGUACAAAGCAUAAUCUUGUUCUCGAUGCUAAAGAAACUGAGGAAUUGGCCUCUGCCUUCUGUCUUGCUAAUCCCUUGACCAAAGCAAUUGGAGAUCAGGGCCCACUUGGCACUGCUUUUAAGCGGAAACAGUACUUCAAAGACAAGUUCCAAGUAGUUGAACCAGUUGAAUAUGUUUUGGAUAAGGAGCGCAACCAUACCUACCAAUAUGUACCAUUAUUGCAGUCAUUGCAGCAGCUCCUUAGCAAAGAUGGUAUAAUUGAUGCUGUAGUAGAAAACUGGAGUGCUCACCAAAAUGAAACUGCACAAGAAUACAAGUCAUUUCAGGAUGGAGAAUUUUUCAAACAAAAUGAGUUCCUAUCUUCAGGGGAAUUGAGAAUACGUGUGACCCUUUAUAUUGAUGAGUUUGAAGUGUGCAACCCUCUGGGCACUUCCAGAAAGAAGCAUAAACUUUGCGCUAUGUACUGGAUUUUGAGCAACUUACCCCCAGGCCAGCACUCUUCUUUGUCAUCCAUCUACUUGGCAGUGCUGUGUAAAAGUAACUUGAUCAAGGAAUACGGAUAUGGGAAAGUGCUUGAACAUCUUUUGCGUGAUCUGGUUGUCUUGGAAGAGCAUGGCGUGUUUGUCCCACAGAUUGGAAAAAAUAUUCAAGGCACAGUACAAUGUGUUGCUGCAGACAAUCUCGGUGCCCAUGGAAUUGCAGGCUUUGUGGAAAGUUUUUCAGGAAAGUUUGUUUGUCGAUUUUGCACAGGGCGUUUCAGUGAUUUUCAGACCAAGCAGGUUCUGUCGGGUGAGUUUAGUCUUAGAUCCAAAGACGAACACAAAGAACAUGUUAAACAUGCAGUGGAAAAUGGAAAGCCUUGUGUUGGAGUAAAAAGGCCAUGUGUGCUGACAGAAAAUCUUUCUCAUUUUGAUGUAACAACUGGAUAUCCACCUGAUGUACUCCACGAUCUGUUGGAGGGUAUUGUUCCAGUGGAACUUGCACAGUGCCUGGGUGUGUUGAUAUCCAAACAAUACCUCUCUUUGGACACUUUAAAUAAGGUAAUUCUCAAUUUCCCCUACAAAGGAGAAGAUAAAACAAACCGCCCUCAUGUUGUGCCACAAAAACUUUUAAGCAAAAAGACAAUAGGUGGCAAUGCAGCUGAAAACUGGACCCUCAUAAGAUUGCUGCCUUUCAUGAUUGGAGAUGUUAUACCUGAUGAUGAACCAGUGUGGGAGAUAAUUUUGGAUUUAAAAGAUAUAGUGGAACUUGCUGUUUCCCAGAUCCAUACAGAAGAAUCAAUUGGAUAUCUUCAGUUCAAAAUAUCUGAUCACAGACAGAAAUAUCAAGAAGCAUUUCCGAACCAAAAACUCCUCCCAAAGCAUCACUUCUUAGAGCAUUACCCUCACAUGACCCGAUGUUUUGGUCCUCUAGUCAGAGUCUGGACCAUGAGAUUUGAAGGCAAACACAGUUUUUUUAAGCAAGUUGCCCAUCACACCAAGUGUUUCAAGAAUGUUGCUCUAACACUGUCAAGAAAACACCAGAUGAUGAUUGCGUAUCACUUGCACUCAUCAUGUCCACAGAAACCUGCAGUUGAAGUAUCAGGAAUAUCGAGAGUCCCUGUUGAGGUGCUGAAAGAUGAUGUAUCAUUGCCUCUUCAGCAGAUGUACCCAAACCUGGCAGAAGUAAACAUGGCUAACAGUGCAGAUUACAAGGGGAUCAACUAUAGAAAUGGAAUGAUAGUCAUUUGUGGAUUUUCUGAUGGGCUACCUGAAUUCGGAGAGAUAAUAAGGAUAUGUGUACUUCAGGAUAUGCUGAACUUCUUAGUCAAGAUGUUCUCAGCUUGGUUUAGGGAGCACUACCGGGCCUUUGAACUGCAACCAUGUACAACUGGCACAAUGUCCCUGAUAACACAUGACGAACUGGCAGAGAAGUACCCAUUACAUGAUUACUUUGUUGGGCCCCUUCGACUGGUUACAUUUAAAAGAUAUCCAUAUAUUAAAAGGAAGUGUUGAAUAUACUGACUCAUUUGGAUGAUGGCUGCACCAGUAAAACUACGGAUUAUCCUUGGUUCCAACAAUGCUGAAAAACUGACCAUAGAAUCAGGCAUGCCAAUGUCUGUUGAGGAUCUUGCAAAUGAGAUCAAACGUCAGUUUGAUAUAGAGGAGGACAUUAGACUCCAGUACAUGGACAGUGACUUUGAUAACGAAUUUGUUAACCUUAACAAAAUUUGCGACAUUCAAGACAAGAGCACAGUGAAAAUCAUCCGCUUGUCAGAUGCUCUAGACCUCAGCCAAGGCAGCAUGAACCAGAGUGGGGAAGAAGCAUCCUUGUCAUCUUCUGACACAUUAAAACUCUCCUCUGAUUCAGAAUCUUCUCGAUCACAUUGGCCCACAGAAUUCCAAAUUCCAAAGUUUUCAUAUGACGUGGAGAUGCAACUUCGAAGUGCAAACCAGGACUUUGUAUCAAAUGGAGUUCUUCUGACCCCCGGUCAUAAACUUAAAUCAGACAUCUUGGAAAGUCUGGCUCAGGAAAUCAUCAAGUUCAAGGCAUAUCCCUCAAACUUGGAAAUUGAAUCUGUUGCUGAAGCUUUAAUCAAAGCACAUCCAUGUUUGAGAGAACAGGGAUCCUUCUGUGGUUUCUACGGCUGGAAAAUAAGCCUCAAGUAUAAGAUGGCAAACUACAGGACAAAACUUAGAAACUUGGGGUGCCCAGAACUGAGCAUCAAUUCCCUCAAGCACAAACCUGCAGAUAGAUGUCAGCCCGCCUAUGAUGUCAAAAAAGCAAGGAAAGCCGAAGUCAAUUUUUUCCCCCCCUUUCCUGCUGGAGAGACCCAGGACAGCCUUGAAGGGGAAAGAUUGGCGUUGUUAUCUGAGGUCAAGAAGAGACAUAAUGAUAAAGUUGUCAAAGAAAAGAUGGCUAAGACCUUCGCAUACAGAAGGCAAGAGGUCGUCAGAGACAAGCCCAUGAUCAUGGAGUUCAAGAUCAGAUGGCCAGGACUCUUCACUGUCGCAGAGGUGGAAGCAGAAUUUGUGAGGAUCACUACUGGUCCCCUUGUCUCAAAGUUCCAUGCACAGCUUGACCGACACACUGCCCAGCUCAUCAAAGUGUUCAAGAAGAAAGGAGGCUCUGCAGGGACUACCAUCAGAAGGAUUUUGGUCCCAAUCACACAGAAUGAAACUGUUGAAAAGAGGAGGGAGUGCAUCCUCAGGGCGCUUUGUAUCUACCUCAACGAAGACCCGAACAUCCUCUUCAAAGAAUACCUGGAUACUGCUGGCACCGCUGCACAGAGGGAGCUUGAGCAACUUACCCUUGGCAUCUACAUCAUCAAAGUCGAGGGAGGUGAUGCCACCACUCCUCCAGCUGAUGUUGGAAUAGUGAUCGAGGGUGUUGAAGUUCUUCAUGACCUGGACGUCACCUCUGCAUGUGCACUCUUAAUGGGUGUAAUAUAUGCACUGAACCUCAGUUAUCCUAAGGAACUGAAGACCUUCUUUGAAGGACUUCAAAAGCUCUUCCUUCAGCUGGAUGCUGGCAGACUCUCAGCCAAGGUACAAAUGCUCAAGAACAAACUGUAUGAAUGAACCAAACAUUGAUUUGGAUGCUGAAGUGACAAGUUAAGUGAGAGACCAUGCAGCACCAAAUUUGUUGACAACUGAAUGGAAAUAGAAAUAGCAAAUCUUCUAGCUGAAGUUAUUGUUUACGUAGAUAUUGAAAACACUUUCAUAACCAGAGGACCAUAAGAACUUCGUGUAGUGGCUGCAACACGAGCUGACAUGCUUGUAAAAAUGUUUUCCUUCCACACUACUAAAUUAAAGGUUGACAGCAGCACAUGUUGUUAUAGUUUGACUAUUAUGCUGUUUAAAAAAAAGAGAACUACAAGUUUGUUAUAUUGUCACACAAUAAUAUUGACAAAUCAGGGAUGUUUUGUUUGUUUAUGCUGCAUCAAGGUAGUUUAUAAUUGUUAGUGUUGGGUAACGAUGCAAAACAAGUUGACAUGUUUGUCAAUAUAAUUACAUUUCAGGGUAUUCCCUCCACAAUAUUAAAAAUGGUUAGAUUACAAUGCUGUUACAAAAACAAAAAAUUGAGAACUGCAAGCCUGUUGGAUUGUUGGAUUGCAUAAAAGCAGUUUGCAACUGUUGGUGUUGAACCAUGCUGCACCCUAAUAUCUGUUAGGGUUUUAUUUUGGACCAAGUGGCAACAAAAUGUUCAAUAAAUAUCGCUUAAUAAAGGAAAUGACAAAUAUAUGUUGGGUGUACGA